Branchiostoma floridae (Florida lancelet) is the source of this 6056-nucleotide messenger RNA. RefSeq names its product serine/threonine-protein kinase BRSK2-like. Gene Ontology annotation, biological process: protein phosphorylation; microtubule cytoskeleton organization; intracellular signal transduction. Lineage: Eukaryota; Metazoa; Chordata; Leptocardii; Amphioxiformes; Branchiostomatidae. The coding region runs from base 292 to 2637 and encodes 781 amino acids. The transcript has 19 exons. Gene Ontology annotation, molecular function: ATP binding; protein serine/threonine kinase activity; tau-protein kinase activity. The record is from RefSeq and is a predicted model, not a curated record. Gene Ontology annotation, cellular component: cytoplasm.
CCCACAUCACGGCGGACAUAAUUUUAUCGACCUAAUUCAAUAUUAAUGCUGAAAUGGGGCGGCAGUGUCCCGGAUGUGACAUCUGGAUAUUGCAAAUGGCGAGUCCAGAGAUGGGAAGCCGGAUGGUGGAAGGGCCACAGUGUAACUGUAUCCACGGCGCUCCCGGAAAAAUGUCCAGACGGGAAUGAUGUUUGUCCUGACGUUCCUGGAACGAUGGUCCCGCUUGUCUAGCCGGUUCUACGUGGAUUUGUAAGGGGACGAUUGUGUACGGGGGGAUUUUCGGUUGUGAAGAUGUCGGGGGAACACCAAAUGGUGGGACCUUACCGGCUGGAAAAAACACUGGGGAAAGGACAGACGGGUCUGGUCAAGCUGGGUGUCCAUUGUGUUACAGGCAAGAAGGUGGCAAUCAAAAUUGUCAACAGGGAGAAACUUAGUGAAUCCGUACUCCAGAAGGUGGAAAGAGAAAUCGCCAUCCUGAAACUUAUAGAACAUCCACAUGUACUUAGGUUGUAUGAUGUCUACGAAAACAGAAAAUACCUCUAUCUAGUACUUGAACAUGUAUCAGGAGGGGAGUUGUUUGACUACUUAGUGAAGAAAGGACGUUUGACGCCAAAGGAAUCACGGAGAUUCUUCAGACAAAUCAUCUCUGCACUGGAAUUUUGUCACAACCACUCUGUUUGUCACAGAGACUUAAAACCAGAGAACCUGCUGCUGGAUGAGAAGAACAACAUCCGAGUAGCCGACUUUGGGAUGGCUUCCUUACAAGUCGGUGACAACAUGUUGGAGACCAGCUGCGGGUCACCACAUUAUGCAUGUCCAGAAGUAAUCAGGGGAGAGAGGUAUGACGGAAGAAAAGCAGACAUCUGGAGCUGUGGAGUUAUAUUGUUUGCAUUGUUAGUGGGUGCCUUGCCAUUUGAUGAUGAUAACUUGCGGACAUUGUUAGAAAAAGUAAAGAAGGGAGUGUUCCAUAUACCACAUUUUGUUCCACCUGAUUGUCAAAACCUGCUGCGUGGCAUGAUCGAGGUGGACCCAGUGAAGAGAUUAACACUUGAACAAAUACGCAACCACCAAUGGUAUUUAGGUCCAGAUAUGACUGCUUGUAGUGACCCGAAUCAGUCGCCAAACUUCUUCGAUCAGUUGAAGCUGUCAUUGGUGGAGGCCUUUAGUUCUAAAAAUGCAAGGGGCAGCAGAGAUCCAGACUUGGAGAAGCUGCCCAGACAUCCAUCAGUGGAGUGUAUUCCAAAGCAGCUACGUCCGAUCCCGUCGAUGGAGGACAUCGAUCCUGACGUGCUGGCCAGCAUGAACUCACUCGGCUGCUGGAAGGACAAGAACAAGCUUAUCAGGGACCUCCUCAGUGAAGAGAAGAACACUGAGAAGAUAGUGUACUUCCUGUUGCUGGACCGGAAGGAGAGGAAACCCAGCUAUGAAGACGAAAACGAGAUUCACAUACGCAAUAGGUGUCCAUCAGAUGAUCCACCAAGAAAGAGAGUGGAUUCUCUCUCGUUGAAUGGCAGGCGGCGCCCGGAGCGCGGCCUCUCUAUGGACGCAUUACACAACGGUACUGGCUCUCCGCCAAUGUCGGCGAGACGAGCCAUUGAAAUUGCACAGCAGGGCCAGAGGUACCGGUCAAGGAGUCUGUCGACUACUCCCAUGUCAUCCCCCUACCACAGCCCCAAAGUCACUCCACAGCACACCCCACACCACACACCAAAGGGAAGUCCACUGCACACCCCUGUCCACACCCCGCGGAACCUCACCCCCACGUCCAGCCCCACCCCCACCCCGCCGGGGAGCCCCGGGAUGGGGGGCCAGGCUGAGUGGAAGAGGAGGUUAACCACAAUAAAGAACAGCUUCCUGGGCUCUCCUCGCUUCCACAGGAGGAAGCUCCAAGUUCCAAGUGCAGAAGAGAUGUCUCUGACGCCAGAUAGCUCACCUGAGAUGACGAAGAAGUCGUGGUUCAGCAGUCUGAUUGGCUCGGACAAGGAGGAGACGAUUUUCGUGGUCAUCAAAGAUCGACCAAUCAGCACCAUCAAGGCUGAUAUAGUCCAUGCCUUCCUGUCGAUGCCCGGGUUGACCCACAACGUGGUGUCACCAACGAGCUUCAAGGCAGAAUACAAGAAUGCAGGUGGGACCUCCUCCAUGUUCAGCAAGCCUGUCCGCUUCCAGGUGGACAUCACACCUUCCGAGAGCGUGUCUGAGAAGCAGUCAGCUAUCUACUCUGUUAGUUUCACACUCAUCUCAGGCCCAAGUCGUCGGUUCAAGCGAGUGGUGGAACUGAUACAGCAGCAGCUGCUCAGCUCCCCUACGCCCCCCACCCACACUUCCCACUCACGGACGUACGAUGAGGUACCCAAUGACAGGUCACCAACUGGCAGAUACGAGCAGUUUGGUCCCUCAGGAUACGCAGCCCCUGCGGGGGCAUACCCACGUGCACCUGGCACUCGGAGAAAAUCCUUUGAUUCGGCAGCAAACUAUGAAAACGAAGUUUUUGACUCAGACCUGCAAUUUAGUCCACGACAUGGUAGCCCACGUCGAGACACGGCAAAACUGAUUGCCAAUGGCCAGCCUGUUGGAAGGAGGCGCUCUUCCAGAGGGACAGAUCUGGCUGCUGAUUUCCGAAGAGAAACAAAUUUAUGACUCUAACUGCAUUUGUCUCUAUGUUUCCUCCAAAGUAAGCCAUAAUGCACAGCUUAACACAUUGCUGCCAGAAGUCAUCACAUCAUGCAUGCACAUGGUCAGCCUUGGUCAGUAGUGGUCAUGAGCAUUUGUGUCCAGCUAAAGAAGUAUUGGUUUGGGGACUUCAAGCUGGUUCCAGCUUGGGGCAGGAUGGGACUUAUCAGCUCUACCAUGCCCAGAUCAAUCUAGACAAGAACUACUAGUCUGAACUGUGCCAGGCUGGACUAGUGUAAGGAUGAAACAGCACUAGUCUGAACUGUCUGGACAGCACCUGCCCAGAUCAGUGUUUGUCUGAGCUAGUGCUAGUCCAGUCCAGUCCAGUACCUGUCUAUACUGGUACUAGUCUGGCCCAGUUCCUGUAUGGACUGGUGCUAGUCUGGCCCAGGUCCUGUACGGACUGGUGCGGACUGGUGCUAGUCCAGUUCAGUUCGUGUAUGGACUGGUGCUAGUCCAGUCAAGUUUGUGUGUGGGCUGGUUCUAGUCCUGUCCAGUUCAUGUGCUAGGCUGGUCCAGUGCUUGUCUGUACUGGUGCUAGUCUGGUCCAGUGCCUAUUGAUGCUACUCUGGUCUAGCAUCAGUCAAGACAUUGAAAUAGUGCAAGCUGUUAUGGGCCAGGAAAUAGAGGGGAGUAACUUCCAUUACCAAACAACUAGUUAUGCCUGGCCAGACAGGUGGUUGCCAGUUUUCCUUGCAUAGCACAGGAAUCGACUAAAUAAUUAUUUGCUGGUAAGGAUGGUGUCAUUUCUGCAAUAUCACAGAUGGUACUGAAUGUAAGAAAGUAAUUAAGAAUCUUGCUAAGCUCCAUCAUCUUCCCUCCCCAUGUUCCUAAAAAUGCUGUACGUAAAUGUGCUAGCCAUCUGAUACAUGAUGGCUGGCUCCUCCCCUAGUGCAGACGAUAGCUAGUCUUGCCCUCCCUGCCUGGCUUUGCAGUCAUGAUGUGCUGCCAUGAAAACUGUGGACUCUAGGACUGGCAUGUGUACAAGCCAUGUAAGUGUAGCAUAGUAGGAAAUCUCUUCUUGUAUUUAUUCCUGUGAAUGGAGGGAAAAAAGAUGCGUACCCCAAAUUCUUGUCAUUUCCUACCUCACUGAUGGGACAAACGAGCCAGGCACACAGACUUCCAAGAUAGAAGACAAGUCAUAUCAUGGGACCAGGGUUUAAACUUCACUAUACAUGAUUACUACCCAAGAUGCUCUGUGUAUAUUUAGCUCAACCUUGCCCCCUCCCCCAUUCAUCUGUAACCUAUAAGUUAGAUUGACUUCUGCAUGUGAAGUGACAUGUAUGGGACGUUAACUGCAAUUUUAUAAAUUUUGGUGCAAUCUUUUAAGCAAGACUGUUUUACAAUCUAGAGAUAUAGGAAGAAUCUUCGAGUGAUUCAUUUUGAGCUUAAGUUUUGAUACCUGUGCCAGGCACAGUUAUGUCAGUUUUAAAGGUUAUUAACAUGUUGUGUAUAUACUGUCUACAUAUGAUGUCUCUUAUUGAAAGAUGUUAAAGUCAUUCGACAUCACUAAGAUCAGCUAUUGGACAUCUAUUUAUUGUUUCAUUAUUUUGACAGAGAAUCAGUUAACAACUAUAAUAUAUUAUCAUUAUUUAUUGAAGAAAAGUCAUGAUUAUACAUUUAUGUUUUUGAGUGCUUGGAGUGUCUGAUAUAUUUAUUUGACUUUGUAGCAAUUUUGUGGUGAAGCAACAUUUUGUGCAAUAAGUUUUGAAGUGUGAGAACUAAUGUGAUGGAUUUUCUGCACUUAAGGUCAGAAGUCCUUAAACCUUCUUCAAUGUUAUUGAACAUUGUUCUCAUUCUUGAUAUAUUUUCACUCUUGCCUGUGUCUGGAUAUCAUUACAGCUGCUAUAGUUUCUGAAUAUUGCUGUAUAUCUAUUAAGAUAUGUUGAAAACAGUUACUAGCUUGACCAAAGUUUUUCCCUGACUUCUUGUGCAGUUGUCUCUAGUUUGGAGUGGUCCCAACCGAAGCAUCGUCACAUUUAUGAGCUGGAUGUUGAACUUUGUGCAAAAGUUCAUUGACCAGCUGUAUUUUUGACACCAAUAUGCUUGCAACACUCACAUGUAAGUGAACUAGAGGUGGCAAGUACUUAGUUGAAGUGUAGUAGAGUUUGAUGUUGAUUGCAUGGCAGAGCAAAGGAGAAAUGUUUGCUCCUUGCUGGAGAAGCUGAAAACAUGCCCUAUAGACCCUUCUCAACAUGACGUUAUUUCUGUUUGACUUGUCUCUGAUUGCCUUCUAAUGAAAAUUUGUAACAUGGUGGUCUACAUACUUUGGUCACAAUACUGUCACAGUGAUACUGUUAGUUUUCUGGUUAUAUUUUUGAAAAGCCUAAUGAUGCCAAUGGCACAACUGGAUUUACGACAUGGGCACUGAAGUGGUAGUUUGAGCUUCGAACCCUAAAGUAAUGACGUCAUGAGAGCAUCACCAGGAGAUGGGUCUGUAGAGGUCAAGUGCAGCAGCUGUUAAAUUGAGAUUGCCCGGGCCUCUUUGCAAAAUUGUACAAACAAAACCUGAGGCUCAAAAAGUCCCUUUUCUUGCCUCUAAGUCCUGAAAAGUCCUCUGCAGGUGAAACUUUGAUGUUAUAUGAGUGUAAGAUAUGAAACAACUCUAUCGCAGCAAAGGGAAGAGUUGUUUGAACUGCAGUGUUCAUGCUACUCCAUAGUACCCAUAGUGUGGGGUAUCAUGCAUGUUUUGCAGUUCAGUCUAUUAUCAGUUAUAUUCUAGUUAUAUUCAAGUCGACUCAUUAUCUGAACUGCAGACAAUUAGAAGCAGUUCUUUCUUCCAACCUCUACUGUAUAAUGGUACCUUCCAAGUUUUUGUCAACUGUCUGUUGGCAUCACACAUUUCUGGGCUUGUCCACUGUCUGAAAGGGAAAAUGUAAUUCAAGUACAGAAUGUAGAAAGAAAGUUAUUAGGGGGCAUGCAUUAUGUAGAGAUUAGUAAUGGACACAGAAGUACUAUAGUUAGGAGGGUAACUGAUGUGUGGACAUGCCACGAUGGAUGAGAACUCUGUAUUCUUAGCUUAAUCUUAUUUGGGUAGAGCACUAUCUUCCAUACCCACAAAACAUUUUAAAGUCAUACAAGUCUUAAAACUUAUUUCAAUGUACUAUAGACAGGAUGUAUGAACACAGACUCAUGUAAAAAAUAACUAGAUAAUGCUCUACCCUUGUUACUUGUACAAUAAGAAAAAAGAACAAAGGUUCAGUGACUAUGCAUCAUGUUUUAAAAUGUAGUGCGCACCAUGUCUUAACUUAAAUAGGUACUGGAGGUAAGAAGUAAUCUAGGGUGGGGAUGGAGCAAUAGUGAAGAUGUCUGGCUGUACAUCUGUACAGACAUGUUCACCAUGAAACAUCCAAUUACAAAAUAAACCUGGACAAUGUUUUCUUGAA